AUGCUCGCGUUACAAGGAUACAACAGCAGCGACGAUGAAGGUCCAGUUGAUACCCAAGUGGAGACUAGUAAUAAUGACAAAAUAAACAGUGAAAACAGUGUCGCGAUAUCUAUGAAAAUUUGUGCUGCACCUGACGUAGUACCUACAGGCACUGAAUUGUGUGUUAGACACGUUGAUUCUACAGUGAGUGAGUUACCGUAUAACCCAAAAUACGACGAACUAUUUGCUCCAGAGGUAGGCCCGACAAAUCCGUUUAAAACUCAGCAGCAGCGAGCUCCCAAAAAUAUACUGUCGGGUUAUGUGGAAAAAGCUGUCAUUAGUGAUUUUCAGUUUGAAAAUCAAAGAAGAACUUUUGCUAGUUAUGGUUACGCAUUGGACCCCACGAUAGAUGGAAGCGCCGAAGAAGGCCGAACGUUGAUAGGUUCACCCUCAGUCGCAGAAGAAAACAACUCUAAAACAGUCUUCGAGCGAACAGAACUUCGUCCAGCCGACAAACGAAAACGCCACAGAAAUGACGACCCUCAAGACAUUGCAGGGUUCCUGGGCCCUUGGGGUGGCUACGUCGACGAGAAAAAAGUAAUGAAACCCACUGAAGAAGAGGCUGCCGAGCUCGAGGAAAUUCUCGCCAAGAAAAACAAACGCGGCAAGCAAGUAGAGGAAAAACCUCUCGAAGAAAAGACUGUUCUGCACAUAAAAGACCCUCUGGACUACCAAGGUCGUUCCUUCCUCCACGCUCCCCAGGACGUUGGCGUGAACCUUCGGUCAGACUCGCCUCCGGACAAAUGUUUCUUGCCCAAGUCCCAAAUCCACACCUGGGAAGGCCACACCAAGGGAAUUUCCCAGAUCAAGUGGUUCCCAAAAACUGCUCACCUUUUGCUUUCCUGCAGCAUGGACUGUCGUGUGAAGCUCUGGGAAGUCUAUAAGGACCGAAGGUGUGUCAGAACUUACUAUGGACACCGACAAGCUGUUCGCGACAUCAGCUUCGACAACGACGGCUCCAGAUUUUUGUCUGCGGGCUAUGACCGAUACGUAAAGCUCUGGGAUACCGAGACCGGAGCUUGCAUCAGCAGAUUCACCAGCAGGAAAAUUCCCUACUGCGUCAAGUUCAACCCAGACCAUGACAAGCAGCAUCUGUUUGUAGCAGGAACCAGCGAUAAAAAGAUCAUCUGUUGGGACACCAGAUCUGGAGAAAUCACUCAAGAAUAUGACAGACAUCUGGGAGCUGUCAAUACGAUUACUUUUGUUGAUGAAAAUCGCCGGUUUGUAACUACUUCUGAUGACAAGAGUCUCAGGGUCUGGGAAUGGGACAUCCCGGUUGAUAUGAAGUAUAUUGCGGAUCCAACGAUGCACUCCAUGCCUGCAGUCACUCCGUCGCCCAAUCAAAAAUGGCUGGCUUGUCAGAGUAUGGAUAAUAAAAUUGUCAUCUUCUCUGCUUUGAAUCGCUUCAAGAUGAAUAGGAAGAAAACUUUCACCGGGCAUAUGGUUGCUGGUUAUGCUUGCGGGUUAGACUUUUCGCCUGAUAUGAGCUACUUAGUAUCUGGUGAUGCUGAUGGCAAAUGUUACUGUUGGGACUGGAAGUCUACUAAGCUGUUCAAAAAGUGGAAAGCUCAUGACGGUGUUUGUAUUUCUACGCUCUGGCAUCCUCAUGAACCAUCCAGGGUUGCUACUGCUGGUUGGGAUGGAAAGAUAAAAUAUUGGGACUAA
This is a messenger RNA of Cotesia congregata, 1704 nucleotides long. NCBI's taxonomy places the organism in Eukaryota, Metazoa, Arthropoda, Insecta, Hymenoptera, Braconidae. The record is from the annotation of a GenBank genome assembly.